Penicillium lagena is the source of this 600-nucleotide messenger RNA. Its product is annotated as sugar O-acetyltransferase. The transcript has 2 exons. Lineage: Eukaryota; Fungi; Ascomycota; Eurotiomycetes; Eurotiales; Aspergillaceae. The coding region runs from base 1 to 600 and encodes 199 amino acids. Gene Ontology annotation, molecular function: acetyltransferase activity. The record is from RefSeq and is a predicted model, not a curated record.
AUGGCGCAUUCGAAAGAGUGGCAAAAAAUGCUUCGGGGCGAGCUGUAUUGGGCUUGGGAUGAGGAUCUGCAAAAAAAUCGCGAACGAUGCAAAAAGGCUUGUAACGAAUUCAAUGCCGCCGGAGCCGUCUCCCGACGUCGCAAAGUAGAGCUAUGGCGAAACAUCGUUUGUGAUGAUCGACCUAUGCCCCCAGUCCAUCCGGAUCCGAAGGAGGAUGAAGCACUUUUCGAAGAGACUGAUCCCUUCGUAGAUGGACCUAUCUCGGUGGACCACGGUCUGAAUUUCAAGGUCGGCAAGGGCACUUUUCUCAACUUCAACCUCCUAGUUCUAGAUACUUGUUCCGUCACCAUUGGCGAAAGGGUGUUAUUCGGACCCAACGUCUGCAUAUACGGCGCAACUCAUCCUCUUGACCCUGCAUUGCGGCAGGGUUUGAAGGGGCCAGAGGCAGGAAAAGAGGUGCAUAUUGAGGAUGAUGUCUGGAUUGGCGGCAGUGUUCUCGUCCUUGCUGGGGUCCGUAUUGGUAAAGGAAGCACUGUUGGGGCAGGCUCGGUGGUUACGAAGGUUCGUGAUUAUUUUACCCAGUCGAGCAGCUUGAAUUAA